UCGAUUGUUACGGAAUUGUUUCCGCGACGUGUUUUUUUGCCAUCCGUUCUCCGUUCGAUCUAUGGAAACUCGUGGAACUAACAGGUGCAGUGAAGUGUCAUAAAUAAGAGAACAGAGCAGAAAACGGGAAACGAACUUUGAGGAAUGAGGGAUAAAGGAUGGAUGAAAAAUACGCGACGCGGAUGACUUUAUUAAAAUAAUAGGUUGCUCCGAUAUUUAUCAAAUAUUGCUAUAUCACAAUACAGCAAUACACCUAACACAUUUAUUUAUUAAAUAGCACUCGGAUGAACAAAUUGAAUAAAAAAAAAAAUAAAAUGAGAAAUCGUAUAUAAUUUUUCUUGUAUAAUUGAGAUUCUGACUGAGACGACUUUAAAAUUCGAACGACUCGAAGGACAUUCAUCGUGCGCGCAGAGGAUAUCGUUUAUUCGAAAUCGUUGCGGCGUUCAAAGGGCGCCGCACACGCGUCGUCUGUAUAAACUGAUUCAGCUGAUCGAGAGGAGUCUAAUAAAUAAUUGACUGACUCGCGUCAAGUUUCCGAAAGAACGGCUAGAGUCGAUUUUGAUCGGGAAACUCGUCCGAGACAAGAGAGACGCGGGUAAAUCGUGAAAUUCUCAAGAAAGCGCGAUAAAGAAACGGAAGAAAGAAUAGUAAUCCUUUUGGGAUGUCGACGUACGGAAGGUGGACUCUGUGGCCGGCGAGGACGCGUUUUCGACACUUGACAAAAUCAUCGAAGAUCCAUUGCAGCUGAGAUCACAGAUGAUCGAUCGGACCGAUUGAUCGCGUUAUCGCGCAGCUUUAUUUGCUGAUUCGACACUUUUCCGACACGUUCAUUUCUAAAGUUGGCGAACGCGCGACAAAAAGAAAGGAAUUUCGCUGUUAAGUUUCGCGACGCAGUGCGAGUAAGCCCAAAUUAUUUUCGGGAGAUUUAGAAAAAAUACAGCAGCUAUGGACUGGAGAGGAAUCGUGCUGGCAUUUCUAGUGAUCACAAUAAUGAGGCACAGCGAUAGCAGCACACACGCAGCCCAGAUAUUUCAACAACCACUGACGUCGACCGCUGCGAUAGCGAGCACUGUGCAGAUCGAGUGCGCGAGUGAAUCGAUAAUCGUUCAUAUCUCGACGGAGCAUAACACGGAUUUCCACGGUUUGGUCUAUCCACGUGGCUUAUCGAAAAACAGUUCAUGUCUACAGGAGUACAGGAGUCAGCCCGUUCCUAUCACUUACAAUCUGCCGCUCAGGUCCUGCAACACUAUGCCCACCGAACUGGAAAACGGUGGUAUCGAAUAUUUCAACACUAUCGUGGUACAGCCACAUUUGAAGUUGGUCACGAAUCAAGGCAGAGGUUUUCACGUGAGAUGCAGAUACCAGACACGCGACAAAGUUGUAACGAACGAUCAGACUCAAGUUUCCAUGAUGCAGUCUCUGCCAUUGCAGGCAACCGCACCGAUGCCGGGAUGCACGAUGAAAAUCUUCAGUGGUGAUCCAACGCAGCAUCACGUGGCGGAGAAUGUAAAGAUUGGCGAUCCCUUGACCCUGGUCAUUAGCAUCGACAAACAAGAGAUGUUCGGUUUGAAAAUCUCUGAUUGUCUGGUACGCGAUGGCCUCGGGUGGGGCGAGCAGCGGCUCAUAAACGACGAAGGUUGUCCAAUAGAUGGUGAAAUAAUGGGACAAUUCGUCUACAACGAGGAUAAAACGGAGGCCAGAGUGAAUUUCCAGGCGCACAAAUUCCCAUAUACGGCGAGCGUAUAUUAUCAAUGCAACGUUAGGCUGUGCGUCAAGCAAGGCGGAGGAUGCAGUAAUACGCCACCGUUAUGUAAUUCGAUAGUCAGACGACGCAGAGAUACCGCUAAUGCCCAUGAGGUGAAAGGUGUCGAAGAUCUGGACGGUACCCCGGCCACGAUCGAAGUUUACAGUGGUCUUUACGUCAAUGAAGCAUCGGACGUUGGUUCCAAGUCAGAUUUUUCCAACGACGUCUUUCGUGAAAGGGCUCUUGAUGACCCAAACACCAUUUGCAUAUCGCAGAGAAGUUUCGCUAUUGGGAUUGCCGCCGCCGGUCUCAUACUCAUGCUAGCUGUGGUAGCCGCCAUCCUAAUAUUACUCGCCAAGAGACGGCACAAGAGCCUAUCCACGACAGGAUCGUCCAUCUACAGUGGACCGUACACUAACACCGCUUACAGCCACAGUAGCUAAGUCCGCCUACAGCACUUAAUAAUAACUAAGUUCGACGCGAGAUUAAGAUAAGCCAAGAUGUGGUUCUACAGUAAAUCGAGUUACCGUAGAAAUAUCUAAUUUUUUAAUAUAAUGAUGUUGAAACACCGAAUUUGACAUGUGCAAAAUUCUAGAAUAGAUCAUCGAUGAAAUAAAAGAGAAAAAAAUGUUGAAAAUAUUACGUAACUUUUAACGUAUAACCUAGAGUGAUUGAUAGAGGUCGGAGGCGCUUCUUUGACUAACUGCACACAAACAUUACUGUAGAUUUCUCUAAAAAUUAGGCAUCUUAAAUUUUCGGCACUUUACUGUAGAACCAUCUUAAAUUCAUUGCGUUCAUUGAUUUUCAUUUUGAAAUUGACUAAAUUCUUUAUAAUCUUAAUGUUUUAUAUUGAAUUUUAAUCAAAUCUUAACGAAUUAAUACUGAAAGUAUGUCAAUUGAUAUGCGGAUACCUACAACUCGCUGAUUCGCGUAAAGUACACACAAACAGUCUCGUCAAUGCGCAUGCCUUAGGGCCAUGUCUUCUGACCUCCGAUUUCAGUAUGCAAUUUAGUAAUAUUUCGUUAUUAUUUAUUACAAUUUCAGUAACAAAUUUCCAUUCAUACAGGUAUUUUAAUAAAUUUAUUGCAAUUGUUUUAUAAAAUAUUUAAAAAGUGUGUAAUUUGCAA
Molecule: messenger RNA, 2871 nt
Organism: Atta colombica
Lineage: Eukaryota; Metazoa; Arthropoda; Insecta; Hymenoptera; Formicidae
Gene: pio
Exons: 9
Coding region: 946-2187 (413 amino acids)
Source: RefSeq, a predicted model, not a curated record